AAAAAAAAUCGAUUGGGUUUUGACUAUGGCUGCUUUAAACCCUAAAACUCCGACCUUUUUCUUCUUCUCCUCUGACUCUGAGUAAGUGUAGCAACAAUGGAAGAAUCUCACAUAGAAGAUGCAGAAACCCAAAACAAACUCGAAGUUGCUCCUGCAUUGAUUUCAGUUCAUCCAUCUCAGAAAUCUGUCGCUGUCGCUGUCGGGUCAGAUCUUCGUGUAUUCGAUCUUAUAGAGAAUUGUUCUGUUACUUUAGUGGAUGAAUCUGAUGGGCCUUCUUCUAAGGGUUCCAUUAGAGCUAUUCGUUAUGCUGCAUCUGGUAAGCUUUUUGUGUCUGCGGGAGAUGACAAGCUUGUUAAGAUUUGGUCUACCGAGUCUUGGAGUUGCCUAUAUACUAUAUGUUCUGAGAAGAGAGUUACUGCAGUUGCUAUAAGUAGCGAUGAUUCACAUGUUUGCUAUGCCGAUAAGUUUGGUGUUGUAUGGGUGGUCGAGUUGGAUGGGAUCAUAGAGGGUAAAGUUUUACCUAGUAAGAAGGGUGCGCAGCUGCUUUCCCACUACUGUAGUAUUAUUACUAGCCUGGAGUUUUCCCCAAAUGGUCAAUAUAUUCUUAGUGCAGACCGGGACUUUAAGAUAAGGGUGACUGUUUUCCCCAAGAAGCCUUUAGAAGGGGCACAUGAAAUUCAGAGUUUUUGUCUUGGACAUACAGAGUUCAUCACCUGCACAGCAUUUGUCAGCACUCCAGAGGUUACUCAGGGAUACCUCAUGUCUGGAAGUGGAGAUUCAACUGUUCGACUGUGGGAUAUUACAUCUGGGUCUCUUCUUGACACAUGUGAAGUUACUACAGUGGCAGGACAUGUAGAGUCCAAUGAAAGUGAGCCGCCAACCCAAGUCACAGUUACUGACAUAUGCACUAUCCCAAAUUCUUCUCUUGCAGCAGUAACAAUUCAAAGUUUUCAAGGAAUUUUUUUGUUAAGCUGUGAUAUGGCAGCACAUACUCUCUCUAUCACAAAGGUGAUUAAAAUACCUGGAGAAAGUUUCAUUCCCACAAGUAUCUCUGUAAGUGCGUCUACAAGAUUACUAUGGAUGGUAUCAGGAGCCUCAAACCUCCCUGGUUCGAACCAUCCUGGUUUUUCAAGGGUUCAGGUCAUCUCGUGCAUUGAGACCGAAUCAUCUUCAAUCCUUGGAGACGAGCAUAUUCCAGGAGGGACCAAACUGUUGGAGCAAUUGCAAGGUAAAGUUCCAAUAGAAGAGAGUGUAAUGAGUGCUGCGGCAGAAGCUGUGAGAGCAGCAAUGUCCAGCCUUUUGAUGAAGAAGCAAUACUCUGACGAGAAGAGAGAGUUCAGAAAAAGAACCAGAAACGAUAAGAAAACCACACAAUAAUUGCAUUUUGCCAAAUUUGUAUUUUUUUCUUUCUUAUUUUUCUGUCUUUCUGACUCUCUCGAUGUAUCUUUGAUCAUUAUGUAACCGUUAUAAUUUCUAUGUUACUAUUACAAAACUGUUGUCUACUUUUUUUUUUUCACAGUUAUAAACAGCUUAUCACCAUAUGCCACGAAA
Messenger RNA from Camelina sativa (false flax), 1551 nucleotides. It is a transcript of the gene TRM82, whose product is annotated as Transducin/WD40 repeat-like superfamily protein. Gene Ontology annotation, biological process: RNA (guanine-N7)-methylation; tRNA modification. NCBI's taxonomy places the organism in Eukaryota, Viridiplantae, Streptophyta, Magnoliopsida, Brassicales, Brassicaceae. Gene Ontology annotation, molecular function: protein binding. Gene Ontology annotation, cellular component: tRNA methyltransferase complex; nucleus; cytosol. The record is from RefSeq and is a predicted model, not a curated record.